Bursaphelenchus xylophilus (pine wood nematode) is the source of this 1705-nucleotide messenger RNA. Lineage: Eukaryota; Metazoa; Nematoda; Chromadorea; Rhabditida; Aphelenchoididae. The record is from the annotation of a GenBank genome assembly.
AUGCUGCCGCUUUCGGCAAUCGCUUACGGAACGCCUCCUGAAGGCUGCGUCGGGAAAUUUGAGAAUCUUGGAUUAAAGGUGAGUUGGGUGCUAAUGUAGUAACUUGCGGACAUGCCAUGGUAAUUUUAAGGGCGUGGUGUGAUUUUGGGUGUUGAUAUAUCAUAUGCAUGUUAUGCUAGCUUACAUAGGAAGUACUCCAAGGGCGACACUCAGAUUUUUUAAAAUUUUGCCCACAUUCGGGCGUAGGCGACAAUAUUCAUUCUUGAAAAUUUUAGCUCGCGCUUUGUAGGCACAGCCGAGAUAUUGAACGAUCUUUACGGCCGAGAGAGUACGCAGAACGAGGAGAGCUUUCAGAGAUUAAAAACACUUUUUGGCCAUAAAUAUGCCAGUUACGUGCGGAAAAAAAUGAGUUUUUUGUGGAAACAUUACCCUUUCCGGUUCAACUAGGCACAAAACUUUUCAUGCCAAAAUUUUCAAAAACUUGCAUUUUUGCCGCUUACUUUCGAUCUAAAAAUCUUGGUCAUUUCUGUAAACUGCGACCUAGGAGUCUCGUAUAAUACCUUCAUGAGUGUCGCACCUGAAUCGCUUCGCCUGUUAUCAGCCUGUCGGGAAAAUAAUGAGCACCCUGUCGCAUCGAAAAUCGCCGCCGAAAAAAUGAAUUGUGUCGCUGCAAAAUCUAAUUUUUUUCUCUUCUGCGGCACAAUUGGCGCAACGGCAUUGUGCUCAUUAUUUUCCCGACAGACUAUGAAACUGACUUCUGAAUUUAUAGCUUCUCAAAACCGUUGAAGCCGACUGCAAGGUGGGUCCUUUUGGGAGCGUUUGCUCUGGAUACAUUGGCCUGAUUCACGCCAAAAAAGCCAUCGUCUUGGCGUUUCGAGGGACUACGAACAUCUGGCAACUGCUCGAAGAACUCAAAGCGGCUUUCGAAAAGGUAGAGUUCUUGGAUGAGGACCAUGGAGAAGUGCAUCCGCUGUUCCUAAAAGGCGUUGAGAAUGUGUUCAUCAACUCGGAGUUGCAGCCACUGCUGGCCUUGCUGUUGGAAAAGUAUCCCGACUAUGAAAUAUACGUGAGUUUUCAGUGAAAACUGGCCAUGAUUUUUUAGCAUUUCAUAUCAGUUUGUCGGGAAAAUAAUGAGCAAAAUGUUGCUGCGACGAUCGCCAAAAAGCAAUUUGAUUUCACCACGACAAAAUUCAUUUUCUCGGCGGCGAUGCGAUUUUCGAUGCGACAGAGUGCUCAUUAUUUUCCCGACAGACUGAUCCUAGUAUUUACAUAACAUCCAGCUGUUUCCAGAUUACUGGCCAUUCUCUUGGAGGCGCUCUCGCCGGACUUACAGCCACCUGGCUGUCCAACAUCAUGCCUGGCAUCAAAGAUCGCAUCGUUCUCUACACAUUUGGCCAGCCUCGAAUCGGCACACUUCAAUUUGUAAAAUAUUUGGCCAGUAUGGUAAAUGAUCGUGUUUGGAAAAAUUUACUCCUUGUUGUAGAACUUCACAUAUUAUCGGGUUUCCAAUGGCGAUGACAUUGUAACUUGUGUGGCGACAACUCUCCUAGGCUAUCAUCAUGCUGGCACGGAGGUGUUGUACACAAAUGACAAGCAUGAAGAGUACUACGGAGACAAGGGAUGCUCUAUGAAGACGCGCACAAACCUCAUGCCGCAUACACACUACUUUGGAAGGCGUGUGGGAGAGUUUUGUAGUAGUGGAUGA